Messenger RNA from Neurospora tetraspora, 648 nucleotides. RefSeq names its product Got1/Sft2-like family-domain-containing protein. The record is from RefSeq and is a predicted model, not a curated record. NCBI's taxonomy places the organism in Eukaryota, Fungi, Ascomycota, Sordariomycetes, Sordariales, Sordariaceae. The coding region runs from base 1 to 648 and encodes 215 amino acids. Gene Ontology annotation, biological process: vesicle-mediated transport. Gene Ontology annotation, cellular component: membrane. The transcript is spliced from 4 exons.
AUGGCUUCGGCAUCUUUCCGAGACUCGCUGGGUUCUCUAGGAUGGUCCCGCCGAGAAGCGGAAAUUCCUGUCAACACGUCCCAACAGCGCGGUCUACUAUCAUCCAUCAAGUCUCUCAACCCCUUCGGCAACGGUGGCUAUGUUCAACUACCAACAACUGAAGGCCCCGGUGCUGUUCUCCCAGCACCUACCCGUCGGGAAGAGGAAGAAGGCUGGUUUGUUUUGAGCCGGUGGGACCGCAUGUUGAUUUUCGCUGCUUGCAAUCUGGGCGCGCUGGCCUGCUUCGUCUUGGCCUUCGCCUUGUUCCCAGUGUUGUCGCUAAAGCCGCGCAAACUCGUGAUCUUAUGGACACUCGGCUCGAUACUCUUCAUUACGUCCUUUGCGGCUAUGAUGGGACCAUGGGCGUACUUUAGGCACCUGACCUCUGGUACAAGGUUGCCUUUUACAUCGGCCUACUUUGGCUCUUUGAUUCUGACCAUGUACUUUGCUCUUAGCCUGCACAGCACGAUCCUCACCCUCCUUUCCGCCAUUGUCCAGAUGGCGGCUCUGAUCUGGUACCUUGUCAGCUACUUCCCUAUGGGCUCGGAUGGUCUUCGCGUUGCGACGUCCUUCGCUGCCGGCAGAGCCGCCGCCUGGAUGUCUGGGUAA